Molecule: messenger RNA, 3347 nt
Organism: Chiroxiphia lanceolata (lance-tailed manakin)
Lineage: Eukaryota; Metazoa; Chordata; Aves; Passeriformes; Pipridae
Gene: SPICE1
Product: spindle and centriole associated protein 1
Exons: 17
Coding region: 74-2527 (817 amino acids)
Biological process (GO): metaphase chromosome alignment; mitotic spindle assembly; regulation of centriole replication
Cellular component (GO): centrosome; centriole; spindle
Source: RefSeq, a predicted model, not a curated record
CGAGGGGCGGGGAGAACGGGGAAUAGAACCGGACCCGGCUGCGGCGCCGCUCCCGCCCCUUCCCUGGGCGGUGAUGUCGGUGCUGCGCGGGCCGCGGCCCCGCGCUGCCGGCAGGAAAGGCUCCAGGAAGGCGGCGGCGGCUAAGCGGGACUGGGAUAGUACCGUCCAUGACUUGACAGUGUACCGUGCAACUCCUGAGGAUAUUCUGCGUCGCCGUGAAAUACACAAAUCAAAAAACAAAGCACUGGCACAUCUGGAACUGCAAGAGAAAGCACUGAACAGAAAAUGGAAGAAGCAAAAGCAACUGGAUGCUGGUUCCUUGGAGAAAAUGAAAUUGACUCUGAUGCGUGAGAUUCUGUCUGAUCAAUACCAUUUGCAAGAUGUAUUGGAUCGAUCUGAUCAGGUUAUUGCUGUGGCAAAAGACUUGUUUGGGGAUGCUCCUCGCACACGAACAGGUUUCCCUAAUGUAACAAUGGCUCCUAACUGUGACCUAGAAUCAUCUCAAGGACCCAUUAUACAAAAAUGUGAUCCUCCCAGUCAGCUUUCCAUCCUUAGUGAAUCUGUCAUGGAUUCCCAGGCUCUUAAUGAAGACGAAGAGGAAGCAUUAUUAGAAGAUGGACUCCCUAAUUCUUUAGGUUUCAAAUCCAGCAUCAAUUCUGACAGGCUGCUUCGGUUGUUGAGACAAGAAAAUUCCUCGGUGAAUUCUCAGUUGUGGGCCGAAAAGCAUAUGAGAAAACCCACCUUAUCACAGGAAUCAAAUGUGCCUUUGACUCCAACAGCUGUUUCUCCAUCACUGGAUCUAUCAGCCCUCAAUGCUACCAGUGUAAUCAAGAGAACCCAUUCAAGACUUCAGAAUGAAGAUGAAGAAACUGUAGACUCCACUGACAGUGUGAGACAAGUGCUGAACCCAAACUCCAGGAAACAAAAGCAAAUUGCAGCAAAGAUGAAAAGAAAGCAAGCUGCACAGAACCCUGCAAGACAGAGGAGAGACGAUUCUCCAGCUAAUUUAAACCCCAUUGACCUUCAGAGGGACAAGAAAUCCAGCCUAGAUGUUCUCAACCACAUGAUACAUGAAGUGGAGCAUGAAUUGGAGGAAUAUGAGCGAUGUACAGGUCGUGAGGUUCAAAAAAAAGAGGGAAGUGAAGGCCUCUCUGGGUUUACAUUGUCACUGGUGAACGCUCUGUGUCGUUUGAUGAGAUACCUCAAAGAGACUGAAAUGCAGCUUCAUGAGAAAGAGGUGAUGAGGCAGCAGCAGGAGGAGAUGUUGAAUGAGCACAGAGAACUGAUUGAUGCUCUGACUGCAGAAGUACUUCUAGUGAGGGAAGAAAACAUUACUAUGCAGAAUAAGCUUCAGCAGUACAUGACAGUAACAGAUGAAAAGCUGAUGUCUCUCACACAAGCAUUUAAAGGCCUCCCUUUGGUAGAACCUGAAAGAGAACAAAGCUCUAAACAUUUUGGAAUUGCAAGAAAAGGUCCAGCAGACAGCCAAGAAAAACCUGAUGUGGCCUAUUCUGAGCCCAGGACUGAGGCAGGCAAGAGGGAAAAUAUGCUGAAAUUUCCCCAGGAAGAACUUCCUUUCACGUUUCCCACGGGGCCAGGUGCCUCACAUGGUGUGGGAUCUGACAGAAACCUGCCAGCUCACAUCUUCCAGCCAGCUGUGCUGUUGUCACCCCCACAGCAGAAGAGCAGUCAGGAAUUGUCUUCCCUCCAGAAUGUGUUUACAGCCAUUUCUCAGUCUCCUGAAAACACUGAAAGAGACCCAUGCAAGGAAAGGAGCUUACCUUCCUCCCUGAAGGCACAGAGCACAACUGAGGAAAACUCUCUCAUCUCUCGAAGGCAACCAAUUCCUUCUGCAGACAAAGGCUUGGAGGGUUCCCACAAGAAAAUCAACCUGUCCUGCCAAGGUGACACUAGAAAAAACAGCACAGCUGAAGAGUUAUUUCAAAGUGGUGAUCUGCUGGGACAGAUAGCUGAGCUCACACGGCAGAAUGCGCUAAUCAAAGCUCAACUGAGCAAAUUCAGAGGUGCCUCCGGAGACGCAAGUCACCGCCCAAAUCAGCCAGACCCGAUACAAAAUGCAGAUCCUAGUCCAGACUCUUCACAAGGACAGACUCAUCUCAUGGUAUCAAAGAGCUUGGAGGAAAGAAUUGCAGAGCUGAAUCGCCAGAGUACAGAAGCACGUGAUAAACUGUUGCAGUUAAUAGACCAGCAAAAAUUAGCUGCUGAUGAUAUGGUCCCUCCAAUGCUGUCUCCUGUUCUUCCCCCAUCCCUGAAUUAUACUGAAAAUGAAAAGAGGACAGUUGAAGUGUCUGUUCCUGUGGCAGUUGGUGUGGACAGCUCCAAGGAUAAGGGGGAUUCCUCUGCCAGUAUGACCAGUAUAAGAAGGUCUGUAGGAGACUCCAGCAAACCUUGUUCACCCCCAAGUGCCACGGCAGAAAGUGUGAAAUUAACUUCUGUCAGCCAAAGACCAAAGGUAGAAAAGCAAAAAGAAGAAGGAUGGUUUGCAUUGUCUAUGCACAUUAUGUAAAGGAAGCUGCACUUAAGUCCUGUAUUUUUAAAUUUUUUUUUUAUGAACCACAGUUGAAUCAUAAUAAUACCCCUCUCCAGAUGUGCAGUUUAACUCUGAAGUGCUUUUGUGUCAGUGCCAUUAAUAUGGAAAGGUCAAUAUGCUUACUGUAUUUGUGCCAUAUAAAGCACUGUAGGAAGUCCUGGGAAUGAGGUUCCAAAUGGGACACACUGCUGUGACCUUAUACCUUUUCACCAAAUACAUCUUUCACGAGAUUGUAAACUCAGGCUGCUGUAGCAUUAUAAGUCAGCACCGAUACCUGUGUUAGGUACACUGAAGGCAGGAGGCUUUAGAAAUGGCAUGUGAAACCUUCUGGGGCGUUUAUUUGCACAAGAUAUGGGGAUGAAAAAGUCCAGAAAAACUGAGGAAAUGUACUUGGCAUUCAAAAGGAACCUGGAGAUUAGGAAGCCAGUCUGUUUCUGAUGGAUAAGAAUUUGCAUCAGAAAAAAUUUGUUCCUUCUGUGGUUUACAGUAGCUCCCAAAAGUUCUCUUUUCUGUGCAGUUAAGAUUACAUCUGGACUUGAGGAUUACUUUUCAAAAAUCUUAUUUAAUAUUUUUGUAAAUAUAAAGUGACUACUUGAAGUUGAAAUCAGACUCUUUAUUUGCUAGGUACUAAAGUAUGUGCUCUUUGAUACAAUAGAAAACUGAUAUUAAGCUGAUUUGCUAUGUGUGUAUAUAAUAUUUUAAUGACCAUGGUUUUAUAUUGGUUUUAUUUGACUUUUUAAAGUAGUCAUUAUUUUAUUAGUAAUGAUUAACAAUAAAACUUCUGAUUGUGAGAAAA